AUUUGAGAGACAUAAUUUCAAUCAGUCUGAUGCCAGAAAAGGGAGUAACCAGUGAAAAAUCAUUGUCGUAAGACAGCUGGGAGAAUCAAGAAAAAUGGAAUAGAUUUUGCCAUUCCUGUCAGCGUAAUGCCGGCAUUCAGUCAGCCUCUGCCAGGCUAUUGAGCUUUGUUGGAAAACUGUGGUUACUUAAGAUUGACACGAACUGGAAUAUUGGCUUUUCCUGUGUCUCCAACCUGAGGACUGCAUCUUGGGACUUCUUAGCCUCCAUAAUCAGACUUAGGAGGAUACUGACAGAACCAAAAAAGAUUGGUGGUUGGUCAUUUGGACACUGAUGAUGUGUUUCAAUCUUUAUAAUGAGUUUGAUUCAAUUCAAAAAAACAUUUAUAUAACCCCAAUCAUGGGGAAGACACCAUGGGGAGAUGGAGGCAAAGAUGGCUCUUUAAUCGGUGAUAUAGCCAAAAAGUGUGUUUUGCUGACUUCAAGCACCCCUGCUACAAAAUGGCCUACUUCCAUGAACUGUCCAGUCGAGUGAGCUUUCAGGAGGCACGCCUGGCUUGUGAGAGUGAGGGCGGAGCCCUUCUCACCCUUGAGAAUGAAGCAGAACAGAAGUUAAUAGAAAGCAUGUUGCAAAACCUGACAAAACCAGGAACAGGGAUUUCUGAUGGUGAUUUCUGGAUAGGGCUUUGGAGAAGUGGAGAGGGGCAAGCAUCUGGUGCCUGCCCAGACCUCUACCAGUGGUCUGAUGGAAGCGGUUCCCAGUACCGAAACUGGUAUACGGAUGAACCUUCCUGUGGAAGUGAAAAGUGUGUGGUGAUGUAUCAUCAACCAACGGCCAAUCCUGGCCUCGGAGGCCCUUACCUUUACCAGUGGAAUGAUGACAGGUGCAACAUGAAGCACAAUUACAUCUGCAAGUAUGAACCAGAGAUUAAUCCAACAGCUCCUGGAGAAAAGACUUAUUUUACAAACCAACCAGUAGACACCCAUCAAAACGUGGUUGUUACUGAAGCAGGCAUAAUUCCCAAUCUAAUUUAUGUUGUUAUACCAACGAUCCCACUGCUCUUAUUGAUACUGGUUGCUUUUGGAACCUGCUGUUUCCAGAUGCUGCAUAAAAGUAAAGGAAGAACAAAAACUAGCCCAAACCAGUCCACACUGUGGAUUUCAAAAAGCACGAGGAAAGAAAGUGGCAUGGAAGUGUAAUAAUUCAUUGACUUGGCUUCAGACAACAGAGUUGUAUAAUUCUGGAUCUGUGUAAGGAAUGGCAUCAGAACAUUAGCUUGGAAUGGCUUGAAAUCUCAAAGGAUCUGCAAGAUGAACUGUAAGCUCCCCCUUGAGGCAAAUAUUUAAGUGAUUUUUCUAUGUUUAUUUCAUUUACAAAAUACGCUGUGCUAAUCAUGGAGUGAGACAUACUUAUUUUGCUAAAUGAUACACCUAAAUUCUAGUAAAUGGAAUGGACCAUGCAGAUAAAAUUGCUAUCAACACAUCAGAAGUAUGUGUGUUGAAAGAAGUUAUUUUUGUUUCUUUUACCUUUCAUAGGAUGUGAUCUAGUUAAUGUAAUGUAAAUUGUAUUGAAAUUUAUGGUGUGCAAAAAUAUUUUACCUUUACAUAAGUGUUUGAUAAAAGUGGACUGUUCUAAUAUUUAUUUUUAUGGUGUUUCAUUUUUCAGUACAUGCUGUUUAAGAAAUUUAUCCCUGUUGUCAACUGAAUUCAUACACACAAAAAUGUAUUACCGUAGAGAAAGUUUCUUAUCUAAGAAUGGUUCAUCUUCUUUCAGUUUCUCUGCUUUAUAUCGAUGUGUAGGAAAUCUCUUCAGAAAUAAGAAGCUAUUUCAUGAACUGUGGUAUAAAUCUACUCGAAUAUUUUACUUAGAGGCAAGAAUUGUCUAAUUUCAAUUGUGCAAGACAUGUGCCUUACAAUUAUUUUUAGUUUAAAAUUCAACAGAUUUUGUAAUAACUUUGUUAAUGACUAUAUAAACAAUAAUAUACUCAAUCUAGAAGACACAAAAAAGUGGCAUACACAACAUAAAUCAUAUGUCUUCACAUGUUGCCUAUAUAACCACAAGUAGCUGUCUGAGGGUUCUGCAAUCAAUUUGGUCCCUCCCUUGCACACAGAGCAAAGAGGGUUGUUUAGGGUAUGGGACUGAAACUGGAGGCAGAUAGCUGCAUAGUUCGGCUAAGCUCCGUUUUACUAGCUCCGUUUAGCCUCUAUUAGUGUAUAAAGGGGUUUUACAGUUGGGACCAGAUGCAUGGUCACGUUGCUGUGGAAGUAAGCACAGCACGCUAACAUUUUAGCAAAGAAAGAAACUAUGAGUUAGUGUGAAAAUGGGCUGGAGGGCAUCAACGAUCUUAUGUUCGUUGUUGAGCAUUUGACUGGGAGAGUAAACUGGGGCUCCUUUCUGUCUUAUCUCCUAGUUUCUUCAAUGCUUGUGGCUCUUUCUUCUCGAGAGUUGUAACUAUCUGACCUUCAAAUGUCCCUGUGCUCCUUUUAACCAAAUAAAGAGUUCUUGUUUCUGAAGAA
Messenger RNA from Pteropus alecto (black flying fox), 2514 nucleotides. RefSeq names its product chondrolectin (gene CHODL). NCBI's taxonomy places the organism in Eukaryota, Metazoa, Chordata, Mammalia, Chiroptera, Pteropodidae. The coding region runs from base 499 to 1197 and encodes 232 amino acids. Gene Ontology annotation, biological process: positive regulation of axonogenesis. Gene Ontology annotation, cellular component: cytoplasm. The transcript is spliced from 9 exons. The record is from RefSeq and is a predicted model, not a curated record.